AUGUCUGCACCCUACUUGAUCUCGAGAGUCAUUGAUCCCAUCUUCGCUGUCAGCGUAGGCAUCAUCGCAGCCGUGGUUCGCAUCAAUCGGGAAGAGAAAGAGAAAGGCAGAACGACCGAACAGACCAUUGAGAGUCUCAGGCGAAGGAUUACCAUGGUGUUCGACAGCGACGCACCGGAAAGGCCAGCAACGGAGAAGUCUGACUAA
Messenger RNA from Fulvia fulva, 207 nucleotides. RefSeq lists its product as uncharacterized. Bases 1 to 207 code for a protein of 68 amino acids. NCBI's taxonomy places the organism in Eukaryota, Fungi, Ascomycota, Dothideomycetes, Mycosphaerellales, Mycosphaerellaceae. The transcript is spliced from 2 exons. The record is from RefSeq and is a predicted model, not a curated record. Gene Ontology annotation, biological process: protein secretion.